AUGACAGAGAGCAGCACUACAUCUACAGUACGAGACGGUAUGUCAUCUGAAAUUUUUAAAGUAGCAAUAAAAGUACCACCCUUUUGGCCCGAAGAGCCGGAAAUAUGGUUUGCUCAGGUGGAAAGACAAUUCGCUAUUUCAAAAAUUACCAAUGAUUUAACCAAAUUUAAUUACGUAAUAGGUCAACUCGACCAACAAUUUUCUAAAGAGGUAAAAGACGUAAUUAUCAACCCGCCUGUAGAGGGAAAGUAUGACAAGCUCAAAUCAGAAUUAGUUAAGCGUCUCACUGCAUCAAAGGAUAAAAAGGUGAAACAAUUAUUAAUGCACGAGGAGCUGGGAGAUCGCAAGCCCUCGCAGUUUCUAAGACAUUUGCAGAGUUUAGCUGGACCGAAGGUACCGGAUGAGUUUCUUCAAACGAUUUGGACCAGCCGCCUUCCUGCACGUAUUCAGACCAUCCUUAUAGCACAACCUACGGCUGAUUUAGAAGUAUUAGCGGAUUUAGCUGAUAGAAUCAUGGAUCUCACGCCAUGUUCACCCCACGUUGCUGUCAUGAGUCGUGAUGGUGCAGGCCCUAGUUCCAGUAAUAUGGCGAACGAAAUAGCAGAGUUGCGUAAACAAGUGAAGUCACUCACUAUGCAAUUGGAUCGUCGUCAGCGCUCUAGUUCUAGGAAUUCACAUUCACAACGUAGCCGAUCAUCAUCAAGGUCCCAUAACAAUUAUAAAAAGUUUCCCGUAUGUUGGUAUCAUCAUAAAUUUGGUAGCAAAGCGAACAAGUGCGUAAAACCAUGCGACUAUAGUCAGGAAAACUAA
This is a messenger RNA of Achroia grisella, 810 nucleotides long. RefSeq lists its product as uncharacterized. The record is from RefSeq and is a predicted model, not a curated record. Lineage: Eukaryota; Metazoa; Arthropoda; Insecta; Lepidoptera; Pyralidae. Bases 1 to 810 code for a protein of 269 amino acids. The transcript has a single exon.